Gymnodraco acuticeps is the source of this 561-nucleotide messenger RNA. RefSeq names its product dual specificity protein phosphatase 13A family protein. The record is from RefSeq and is a predicted model, not a curated record. NCBI's taxonomy places the organism in Eukaryota, Metazoa, Chordata, Actinopteri, Perciformes, Bathydraconidae. Bases 1 to 561 code for a protein of 186 amino acids. Gene Ontology annotation, molecular function: MAP kinase phosphatase activity; protein tyrosine/serine/threonine phosphatase activity. Gene Ontology annotation, biological process: protein dephosphorylation; negative regulation of MAPK cascade. The transcript has 3 exons. Gene Ontology annotation, cellular component: cytoplasm.
AUGCAGUCAACUGUGAGCAAUGUUCAGGAAAGUAAUGGAGUUUCCCCUGCUACUCCAUCUGUGAAAGACUUGGUGAAGGUUUUAUUUGGAGGAAAAAGGUUUGGCAAUCAUGUGGAUGAAGUUUGGCCUAACCUGUUCAUUGGUGACAUGUCAGUGGCCAAUGAUCGCUACAGUCUGUGGAAGCUGGGAAUCACUCACGUUCUGAAUGCAGCUCAUGGGAAGAUGCACUGUCAGGGGAGUCAUGACUUCUAUGGCUCCUCUGUGGAAUAUUAUGGAGUGCCUGCAGAUGACUCACCAUCCUUUGACCUAUCUCACUAUUUAUUUCCCUCUGCUGAGUAUAUUCAGAGUGCACUUGACACAGCUGGUGCUCGGGUUUUUGUCCACUGUGCAGUUGGAGUGAGCAGGUCAGCCUCCCUCGUCCUGGCCUACCUUAUGAUCCACCAGAAUUACACCCUGCUAGAGGCCAUCAAUAAGGUCAAAGAGCACAGAUGGAUUUUUCCAAACACAGGAUUCCUCAAACAGCUUUGUGCUUUGGAUAUGAAAACACGCAAAUCAUCAUGA